Cheilinus undulatus (humphead wrasse) is the source of this 1287-nucleotide messenger RNA. RefSeq names its product solute carrier family 25 member 26 (gene slc25a26). Gene Ontology annotation, biological process: transmembrane transport. Lineage: Eukaryota; Metazoa; Chordata; Actinopteri; Labriformes; Labridae. The transcript has 10 exons. The record is from RefSeq and is a predicted model, not a curated record. Gene Ontology annotation, molecular function: S-adenosyl-L-methionine transmembrane transporter activity. Gene Ontology annotation, cellular component: mitochondrial inner membrane. Bases 123 to 935 code for a protein of 270 amino acids.
UUCAACCAAGAUGGCAGCGUCCUUGACAGGCAUGUUUUGAUUCCUGUUGAGUGUCGAACAUGCUAAACAGUUGUAAUUUCACGAGCUGCAGGACUGACAGGAGGUGAUCCUGAGAGCGGAGGAUGGAGAGACGAGAGUUUGUAGCGUCCUUGGUGGCAGGAGGCUGUGCUGGGAUGUGUGUGGACCUGACCCUCUUCCCCCUGGACACCAUUAAGACAAGACUGCAGAGUCAGCAGGGCUUCUACAAGGCAGGGGGCUUCAGGGGCAUCUACGCUGGAGUCCCAUCUGCUGCUGUUGGCUCCUUCCCCAACGCCGCUGCUUUCUUUGUCACCUACGACUGCACAAAGUCCCUUCUCGGUGCUGGAGGAGCGCUAGCAGCACAACACGUGGCACCUGUCACUCACAUGCUGGCCGCCUCUCUGGGAGAAAUAGUGGCGUGUCUGAUCCGGGUGCCCACAGAGGUGGUCAAACAGAGGACCCAAGCUUCUCCGUCUUCCACUACCUAUCACAUGCUGCUGACCACUCUCAAAGAAGAGGGUGUCCGAGGCUUGUACAGAGGAUACGGGAGCACUGUCCUCAGAGAGAUCCCGUUCUCACUGGUGCAGUUUCCUCUUUGGGAAUAUUUGAAGACUCUGUGGUCAUGGAGGCAAGGUCACACGCUCUACUCUUGGCAGGCUGCAGUGUGCGGAGCUUUUGCAGGUGCGGUAGCGGCUUUAGUCACCACUCCUCUUGACGUGGCGAAGACCAGGAUCAUGCUUGCAAAGGCGGGGUCAAGCACAGCAAGCGGCAACAUCCCACUGGUGCUCUACGACGUGUGGAAGAGCCGGGGAAUCACAGGGCUUUUUGCGGGCAGCAUCCCGAGGAUGACCUUCAUCAGCUUGGGUGGUUUUAUCUUCUUGGGAGCCUAUGAGAAGGUCCGCAGCACUUUGCUAUAGCAGCAUGUCAUCAGUGACUGUCCGCAGGUCUGACCUGCCAGAGGGAAAGGAGGAGAAAUGGCUCUCAAAGUUGCACCCUUGUCCACUAAGCUGCUCCACACUGAACAUCAGUGAUGUGAGGGCCCCUGGAGGUAACAGACACCAGGUACUCUGAGAGAGCACCGUCCUCAGGCCUGAUCUCGCCCAGUGUGCUGUUCCUGCUCAUCUGAGCCCUUUGGAGUUAACAGCCUGAUCUUGAGCUAGUGUGGAAAAACGCAGACAACGCCCUGUCACCAGAGACUGUCAGUGAGCAUCUUUACUGUUUAAUGUGUGUGAAUUCAUAAGUUAUGCUAUUAAAUGCUGUCUCUUUUUA